AUGGCAGCUGUCGCCAACAGCCCGCAUCGGACGCAGAGCGUUCCGACAUGCACACUCUCCCCUCCUCCUAGGGAGCACUCGCCGCGUUCCGCCCCGGGGAGGCGCAAAACCAACCCCAGGAAGAAACAUUUGGAACUGUUACCACCAGAUUACGGAACAGCCGUCUUCCGUUAUUCCCGUCUGACUACUGGAGCCGGUCAGAAUCAUACCGCACUUGGGGCUUUCCUCACAUCGAAGGAAAACGAUGACGACUGGACGGUGCCAAUCAAGAUUGUCAACACGUUGCCAGAAGACGGCUACGUGACAUUGUACCCUCUCACAGGUCAGGCUCAGGAUGGCCCGAUCCAGGAACCAGAUUCGGGAGACGACAAGAGCCAAGAAGCUACGAAAGAGAGGCGCCAGGGCGGUCUCGAUUUUCAUCGGCCACAAGAUUUCUUCAACUCUGAAUCAGAUCCCUCGGACGGAAGUCAAAGUCGCAUUCUAUUCCUUCGUGGAUUCAUGUCUGCCAAAUGGCUCAACACUAUCGGAGCAAAGUACAUCGUUGACCCGGAAUAUUUCUGUCGUCAUCUGGACUUCAGGCCGGCCGACGACAAUUCGAAUAACUUUUCCAUUCCAGCCCUUCCGUCUUCGUCGUGGCAUAUCAUUGAGCUGCCUAUAAUGACCAUAGGUACCUUCAGAGGCACCGGGACUGUGAACGAGCUCCGUAGCCAAGGAGAGACCGCACUGACGCAGCAUCACCACACUAUCUCCAAGCUUGCGCUGUCAAGGUUGAGCGUGGGCGAGUCUAUGAUCCGGGAUUUCCACGUUUUCGACGAAUCACACUUCGCCAUCGAACAGCGGAUUUCAAUUUGCAUGCUGCAUGACGCGGCGCAUAACUUCAGUCUCCUCGUAUGGCUCGAUAGCGGGAGGGACUUCCCGAAAGACCAGAUGCUUCCCUGGGCCAACCGAGGCUCCGACACUCGCCUCCUGCCGAUCAUCCGACAUAAACACAUGGUUGCGCUCAAAUGCCACCUGCUCUCGGAUAACAAUGGGGUGAAGCAAACGCAGACCGCAUCGCUGCUGCACAAAGAUUAUGGUCGUUCACUACACCUCAAAUCUAUGGCAAACGACGCUUUUUAUUCGCUGAAUGAGGUCUUCUCAUUUGCAGCUUCAUCAGAAAUGCAGUUUCUGAAUCUCCUCGAAGUGAAGCUGGACAAGUAUACCGGUCACGACUCCGACAGCUUGUCGGACCUCAAGUACGCGAAGCACAUACUCUAUCGCCACAUGCAAAAGCUCCAGCAAGUCCUGGAUAGCAUACACAACACGAAACAUCCCAAGUGGCCAAAGGCGAACCUGGAUGAUGGCUUCCGGAAGGUGCGGGUUGCAGCGGACGGUCUCGAGCAAGACUUCAAACAUCUCUUGAACCGGGCAGAGAUGCUGCACAGACGGUGCAAUGAGGAAAUAACGGUGCUUCUGAGCAGUGUUUCCAUUUCUGAGUCAAAGAAGGGUAUCGAGCAGGCGAAACGUGUAAGCAAGCUUACCUUUCUCGCUUUCAUCUUCGUGCCGCUCUCAUUCACGACUUCCUUUUUCGGAAUGAAUGUCAAGGAGCUUGGCGCCUCGUCUGCAAGCAUUUGGUGGUGGAUUGUUUUCUCUUUUCCCGUGUGUGCUCUUGCAGUUGGGCUCUUCUUUUGUGACGUCUCAAAGUAUCUCAAGGCGUUGGGCCGGUGUUUCAGGAACCUCUUCGUUGGAUGA
This is a messenger RNA of Trematosphaeria pertusa, 1731 nucleotides long. RefSeq lists its product as uncharacterized. Gene Ontology annotation, cellular component: membrane. Gene Ontology annotation, molecular function: metal ion transmembrane transporter activity. The coding region runs from base 1 to 1731 and encodes 576 amino acids. Gene Ontology annotation, biological process: metal ion transport; transmembrane transport. Lineage: Eukaryota; Fungi; Ascomycota; Dothideomycetes; Pleosporales; Trematosphaeriaceae. The record is from RefSeq and is a predicted model, not a curated record. The transcript is spliced from 3 exons.